CUCGUUCUUGAGCUAUCCUUCUUUAUGUUUACAAGUUAACAGUAAAGCAUGUGAUAAGCAUUGAUGAAAUUCAAUUAAAAUUCUCAUAUAUCAUUUGGAAAAUCUUAUCCCUACUAAUGGAAUAUGCGAAUGAUUCAUAUUUCUUCACUAAACUUGAAUUGGUUCUUAGAAAAUUGACAUCCCCUGAGUUCAAAAUUUCUGAUGAUACAAUCCUUCAAAAGUUGUUCGAUUCAGUGUCAUCUAUUUUUUUAGUGAAAGAAUGUCAAGAGAAAAUGCUUCAGAUAUUUGUUCCCUGGAUUAAUUCUGUCAUUUCUUUAUGGAAAGUUAUACAUAUUAAAUCACAGAACUUUGCUUUGAAAUUGAUAGGCUUGGUUUGCCAAAUUGAAAAUGGAUUUCAUUUACUAAAGACGAACAACUGCUUAACCAAAGUUUGUAAUAUUUACCGUUAUAAUAGAGAGACUGAUUUCUCCUUGACUCUUGCUUAUAUUGAAAUAAUAAGUUCAUCUAUUAAACAUCCUUCUGGCUUAUUAUGGUUUUACGAAACGGGUUGCUGGAAUGACAUCCUAAAAAUUUCUCUAAGCAAUAAGAGCUUGUUUGCUCUGAGAAGAUCACGCAGCCUAAUUGCAGAAAUAAUUUUUUCUCAGCUUGAAGGCAAUAUUUCUGCUUGUAAAAUUUAUUUGGAUAAAGUUUUUCACCUUUGUUGUGUCUUAACAGAUGGUGCUCACAAUCAUUGUUCUAGUGUUCUUAAAAAUUUACAAAAUAAAAAAGAAUUGAUUCCAGAUAACUUAUGGAGUUUAAAUCCAAUAAUGUUAUUGAGGGAAAUCUGUUUGUACUUACUUGACAAAAAUGUAUCAUUACACAUUUUGUCUGCGAUUGGAUUGGAUAAAAUAAAAGAUUGGACUCUGAAAAAUAUGAAAGAAAGAGGAAACCUCAUGAUGCUUUCAAACAUUUCAAAACUACUCUGUGUUAUUAAUAUUAUCUUCACACCUUGUGUAACCUCAUCGAAAAUUAAUUAUUCUGAUAUGCGUAAACUAAGUCAAAAAGUAAUCGAUCAUUGCAGUGUUUUUAUACGAAAAAAAGAAUUUGGACUUGUUCAAGAAGCAUGUGUUGAGUAUUUGAUGGUAUGGAAUCGUUUUGGCAAAGAACUUAUUUAUGAUAUCCAGGAAUCAACAAUCUAUUCUUUUGAAAGCACUCCAUUUAAAAUUUUGUCAGUACCAUUAUAUAUCUUCUUGCGUCUUGGCAGUAUUAUGGAAUCAGAUAUAAUGGAUGCUUUUGCUGUUAGAGUAUUUACUGGAUCUUGUGUAGAAACAAAGAGAGCAUGUUACCUGUACCGAGAACAUUUCAGAAUGCAUUCUGAUUCAGAAACUCAAAAACUUGCUGUUUCUGUCAUUCAUUGUUACAUAAGGAUCGCUGAUAUUAGUAAAAGGGAACAUGGAGUUUUAGUUUUCCAAACUCUUGUCCAUGUCAUGAAAAAAAUUAUACCCAAUGAUUAUGUGGAAUUUGAUUUUCCACCAUGUAAACAAGUAUCUCCUGGUAAUUUUACAGAAGAACAGUUUCCACAAUAUUUUUCACUCCUUUCAUCUAGUUUAGAAGCUUUAUAUGACUACAUUCCACGUUUUAAUAUAACAUGGCGUGAUUCUUUAGAAACUCUCUGUGUGUCACAGCUUGUGCAAGCAUUACUUAAUACAUCAAAUCUUCCUCCAAGGAUGUACAUUGAUGCCCUGAAAGUCACCAAAGUUGUAUUAGUUCGUUAUCUACCUAUGAAUCUUGCACUUGUAAUGGAUACCAUUAAUGAAUUUAGUGUUCAUAGAUUGGGCAGUCAAAUAUAUAAAUUACUGCAUAGUGUUUAUUGGGAAGUGAGAGAUUCUGCUCUUGAACUACUCCAGAUAAUCUGUACAUUAGCUGAACACAAAAUGCCUGCAUUUCAACCUCUUCUGCUUGAAAAUGAUUUACCAAAUAUACUUAUUUCUAUGGUGCAAAAUGAUUCUGAACCAUAUGUAAGAGCAUCUGCACUGUCUUGUCUUUGUUACAUGAUACAGUUAGAAUCAGUUUGGAAUUCAGCAUUAAAAGAAAAGUCUCUUUUGGACAUGAUGUAUGAUAUUCUGAUUCAGGAUCCAGAAGGUUUAGUACGCUAUAAGUCCAUCCUUCUUACAAAAAAUUUGUAUAAUCACCGUGAGUUGAGCCCAGAAAGUCUGAAUAAAAUGCUUGAUUUGCUUUGUCAUUUAACUGUCAAUGAUCUGCAUUGGGAAGUAAAGAAGGCUUGUAUUCUUUUCUGGGAUAGCAUAUUAGAAAAACUUCUAAUUGAGGAAGGAAUGGUUAAUGGAGAGUUUCCUGAUCACAUUUUUUCGCGGGAGAAGAAAAAAAUAAUUAAACUAACACCCAAGGAGAUGUCAUUAAGAAUUGUUAAGGUCUUUCAGAAACUGAAUGAAUAUGGCUGUUUACAUGUGUUGUGGGAAGUUAUACGAAAUGACUGUGAUAUAGAAGUUACCAAAGAAGCAGGAAAGUUGGUUAUAAAAAUGUUGAAAUUGAUAGAAAAAUUCAAUACUCAUCUAUACUUAAAUGAAACAGAAAGUGUAUCAUCAGAAUAUUCUGAUGUUUACGAAUUGAAAGUUAAAGACCAAAUUGAAAAUCACUCUCAAUAUGAAUGCAAGAAUUUACUUCAACCUACAAAUGAAGAAGUAAUCGAAAGUAUAAUAUCUCAAGGUGAUCUGAAUCUUCUUGCUGGUUUAUUAAAAGUUGAUAAUUUAAAACCUAUUACAACCGGUAUAAAGGUGAGAGUGAAGUUCGGAGUUCAGAAAUUUGUCACUGAAUUAUCAAAGUUUGAUGUGACUAAAAAUGAACAUGAAAAAGUUAAAUGGAUUACUAAAACCUCAGAUGGAAUUAAUUCACUUUUGGAUGAUUUACUGUUGUCUAAUCAAUCUCAGUAUUGUGUAAAUAAUAUUGUUGAUUGUUAUUAACUUAAUAUAUUGUUCAAAUUAUGUCCAUGUUGACAAUAUUUUUGUACUCAAAGUAGGAUAAUAUGAAACUUAAAAAAAAAGUUGAUCCUCUCUC
This is a messenger RNA of Nezara viridula (southern green stink bug), 3051 nucleotides long. Lineage: Eukaryota; Metazoa; Arthropoda; Insecta; Hemiptera; Pentatomidae. The record is from the annotation of a GenBank genome assembly.